AGAAUAUAUAGACGCUUAUAGAAAAAGGCUUGCCUCCUGUCUCGCUGAGAUAUAUUAGCCAAGUCUUGCCACGAUCUGUCCGACUCAGCCAAACGACGCGGAUAGUGGAGCAACGCAAUGGCUGGACAACUCUCCUUGCUGCGUGUUGCAGGGGCCAUCCGAGCCGCUCGCCCAGCCCUGGGCAGGGUUGGUCUGGCAACUUUAGCAAACGGCUUCGACUACAAGCCAGGUCAAACACUACACGGUUUCAUCGUCCAGCGAGUUCAAAGGGUUCCGGAGUUUGACCUAUCGGCUAUUCAACUGAAGCACGACAAGACGGGGGCAGACUACCUGCACGUUGCGAAGCAGGAUACGAAUAAUGUUUUCAACGUAGCGUUUCAUACCCCUGUUACGGAUUCCACCGGAGUGCCGCAUAUCCUGGAGCACGUUACAUUAUGUGGGAGUAAACGGUAUCCUGUGAGGGACCCGUUCUUCAAGAUGUUGAAUAGGAGUAUGGCGACCUUUAUGAACGCCAUGACUGGUAAUGACUAUACGAUGUAUCCCUUCUCGACGGAAAAUCCCAUCGACUUCAAGAAUUUGAUGGAUGUGUACAUGGACUCUACCUUUGAGCCUCAACUACGCUACCUCGACUUCAAACAGGAAGGAUGGCGGUUGGAGCAUGAGGAUCCGAAGAACCCGCAGAGUCCUCUGAUUUUCAAAGGAGUCGUAUACAACGAGAUGAAGGGUGCAUUAUCUGAUCUGGGCAACCUUUUCCACACUCGGUCGCAACAACACCUGUAUCCCAACAGUACCUACGGUUACAACAGUGGCGGAGACCCGGAUUCCAUUACGAACCUGACUCACGAGCAAUUACUUGCGUUCCAUGCCAAUCACUAUCAUCCGAGUAACGCUCGGUUCUUCACCUACGGAAGCUUCCCGCUUCACGAACAUCUGAAGGCUAUUGAUGAGCGGAUCAGCAAGUUCGCUCCGUUGGAUCUUGAGCCUCCCGCAGACGUACCGCUCCUGAAUGGACCCAAGAGCAUCCGAUUGACAUGCCCCCCCGACCCCGUCGGUGAGCCUGGGAAGCAGACAAAGAUCGCCGUGUCUUUCCUGACAAACAAAGACGUCGACGUAUUCGAGUCGUUCGCCGUUCGCGUGUUGACGUCGCUGUUGCUUGAUGGCGCCGCCGCCCCCAUGUACGAAGCGCUCAUCGAAUCGAAAAUCGGAACAGACUUUGCUGUCACAACAGGUUACAACUCGCACACUCGCAUCACGAACGUGUCAUUUGGUGUGCAGGGCAUCAAAAAGGAGGACGAAGCAACUGUCGAAAACAAGAUCAUGGAUGUGCUUCGUACGGCCGCACAAACAGGUUUCGACCCGGAGCGCAUCGAAACGGUCAUUCAUCAAACCGAGCUCGGUCUAAAACACCGCAAAGCCAAUUUUGGUAUGAUGCUCGGUCAGCAGGUUGUGAGCCAUUGGGUACAUGGCGGCGACCCAUUAGAGUUCCUGCAGGUGACCGAGCAUAUCGCGCGGCUGCGGGAGGAGAUUGUGAAGCCGGGCUUCUUUGAAUCACGAAUCGAGAAAUACUUUCUCAACAACAAGCACCGAUUGACAUUCGUCAUGGAGCCGGAUGAGAAAUACAAUGACGCGCUGAACCUGAACGAAAAGGAGCGAUUGAAUGAGAAGAUUGCGGCUUUGUCAGAAACUGAGAAGAAGCGGAUCUAUGAGGAGGGUCUCAAGCUGGCGGAGAGCCAAGAGGGGAAGCAAGAUAUCUCUUGCCUGCCGACCUUGACCGUCAACGACAUCGCUAAACACGGAAAAUCGUACCCAACAGAGAACACUGUGCUUGCCGGAACUCCCGUACAAUGGCGAAAAACGGCUACCAAUGGCGUGUCGUACGUAUCUCUAAAGAAGGACGUGAGCACCAUGCCACCUGAGUUGGUGAAAUACCUACCACUGUACACCAAUGCUCUCGCUGCACUCGGGACCGCCAAGCGAUCACUUCCCGUCCUAGAUGAAGCGGUCCGCAAAUACACAGGCGGAAUCGGUGCGGAUAUCCUCGCAUCGUCCACACCACAGUGUCUUACCGAACUCAACGCCGCCCUUCUCUGGUCGUCCAACUGUCUCGACAAGAACAUCGGCAACAUGUACGACCUCCUCCACGAGAUUAUCGCCGCCGCCUCCUGGCAGGAACUCGAACGCCUGCAGACCGUCGUCCUCACCAGCGCCAGCGACGCCAACCAGGGAAUCGUGCAGAGCGGCCAUCGUUACGCCAUGAAAGCCGCCGCGGCGGGACUGACAAAGUCCGGCGCACUGCUGGAGACCUUGUCUGGUCUGACCCAGGUCGGGUUCCUUGGCGGGCUUGCGCGGAAUGGGGUCGCUGACGUGGAACAGAUCUCAACGACCCUGAAGGAGAUUUCCGAGGCCGUUUUGAGGAGUGAGGCGGCGACCAGGGCGGCGGUGAAUGCUGUACCGGAGACGUGUAAUGUGCAUGCGGAGAAGAUGGGUGGGCUUUUGGAGGGGCUCAAGUGGACGAAUGGAGUGGCGCCACAAGCACAGCCUGGAAAGGAGUCGGCGCCGACGUUCGGCAAGCAGUUCUUCGCACUCCCCAUCGCGGUGAAUUUCACUGCAAAGUCUUAUCUGGGCGUGCCGUAUACGCACGCCGAUGGACCAGCGCUCCAGCUCCUCUCCUCCUUAAUGACCCACAACUUCCUCCACCGCGAGAUCCGCGAAAAAGGCGGCGCCUACGGCGGUGGUGCAUCCUACUCGCCCUUGGAAGGCACCAUGUCUCUAUUUUCGUACCGCGACCCACCCACAGGUCUGGACAACACCCUCAGCACGUAUAAGAAAGCGGUGCAGUGGGCCGCGAACGCGACAAGGGAAUUGGGGCAAAGGGAGCUGGAUGAGGCGAAAUUGUCUGUGUUCCAGAAUGUGGAUGCGCCGAAGAGCGCCUCUGAUGAGGUAUGUGCGAUGGAUAAUGCGGAAGAGGGAGGACGUUAGGGGCUUAUCUUGAAACGGGGAGGACUAACUGACUGAUCCAUGCGCUUCCUCAAUUGUCUUUGCGUCAAAACA
This is a messenger RNA of Fimicolochytrium jonesii, 3051 nucleotides long. RefSeq names its product peptidase M16C associated-domain-containing protein. Gene Ontology annotation, molecular function: metal ion binding. The record is from RefSeq and is a predicted model, not a curated record. Gene Ontology annotation, biological process: protein processing. The transcript is spliced from 4 exons. Gene Ontology annotation, cellular component: mitochondrial matrix. NCBI's taxonomy places the organism in Eukaryota, Fungi, Chytridiomycota, Chytridiomycetes, Spizellomycetales, Powellomycetaceae. The coding region runs from base 118 to 2979 and encodes 953 amino acids.